Pollicipes pollicipes is the source of this 712-nucleotide messenger RNA. RefSeq names its product fatty-acid amide hydrolase 1. Gene Ontology annotation, molecular function: fatty acid amide hydrolase activity; amidase activity. Bases 77 to 712 code for a protein of 211 amino acids. The record is from RefSeq and is a predicted model, not a curated record. The transcript is spliced from 7 exons. NCBI's taxonomy places the organism in Eukaryota, Metazoa, Arthropoda, Thecostraca, Pollicipedomorpha, Pollicipedidae. Gene Ontology annotation, biological process: fatty acid catabolic process.
GUGUCGUAAAGCCCCACUGACAGACAGACAAAGAUAGAACCAGCAGCUCUGGCAAAACCAAGAAUCUUCAGCUCAUAUGAGUACCAUGACAGAUUCCAUGUGGAAUUUGUGGGUUGUGGGUGCAAGCUGUGCUGCUAUAUCAGGAAUGACUCUGCUUUGGUGGCUGAAGAAGAGAAAUUCAGCAAAGCCGGAGUACUACGCACGGGUCGAGCGGCGUUUGGAGCUGGAGCGGCAGCGACGUGUCCAGUUGACCAAACACCUUCUGGUUGAUGGUAACCUGAUCACCGAGGAGAGGAUGGACAUCCUGGAGCUGCCUCUGCUGCAACUGAUCGAACAGUUGCAGGUGGGGCAGUUGAAGGCCGUCCAGGUACUCAGAGCUUACCAGGCCAAGGCUCUGCAAGCAUCAGCAAAAUACAACUGUGUUACAGAAUUUGUUGCAACUGCUGAGAGCCGGGCAUCGGUGCUGGACCGCCUGCCGGCGGCGGCGCGCGGCCCUCUGCACGGCCUUCCCUUCAGCGUGAAGGACUGCGUCGACCUGGAGGGCUACGACUCAACAGCCGGGCUGGCCAAGCACCUGGGCCAGCCGGCGUCGCGCUCGGCGCCUGUCGUGCAGACGCUCAUCGACCUGGGCGGCGUGCCCUUCUGCAAGACCAAUGUCCCACAGACCAUGAUCAGCUUCGGUUGCAGUAACCCUGAUCUUCGGUUGCAGUAA